Molecule: messenger RNA, 336 nt
Organism: Colletotrichum costaricense
Lineage: Eukaryota; Fungi; Ascomycota; Sordariomycetes; Glomerellales; Glomerellaceae
Exons: 3
Source: RefSeq, a predicted model, not a curated record
CUAGGGUCGCUGCCUUUUGAAAGAUGCUUUCUUGUACUUCUGGCUCCAUGUUUAGCCGUUUCACAUUUCGACGCCGGGAUCACCUUUCCUACGGGUGGCAUGACGGAUCUCGUCUGGCUCCCGUCGAUGAUCCAGGAAAUCGACGAGGUCUUCCGCGGAGGCCGAGGCAGUGAGGGCCAAAGUGUGGCACACUUGACAAGCAGGACCACCACCAAGCCUCGAGGCUGCAGCAGACGAGACAUUUUGCCGUUUCUUAGCCCUACGACUUGGGCGGUAUGCUUGCCUCCCUCUCCUCAACAGCACAGGGCGAGGAGGAGGACCCUCCUGGCAGCUUGA